AUGGCUUUGAACAAACACAUGCACCCAAGGAAUGGGUACAAAGAUAAUCCUCCAGAUUUUAUUGAACUAUCGAAACAGUAUCCUGAAUUUAAACCAUAUGUCAAAUACAAUCCAAAUGGAAAGGCAUUUGUAAAUUUCCGAAUUCCGUCCGUUGUAAGAAUAUUAACAAAAUGUUUAUUACAUAAGGACUUCGAACUUGAUGUAGAUCUUCCUUCAGAUAGGCUUUCUCCUACAGUUCCAUCUCGUUUGAAUUAUAUUUUAUGGAUAGAAGAUUUAUUGAAUGCUACUUCACAGGAAUUUACCAAGCAAAGGCAUAUUGUGGAUAUCGGCACAGGGUCAGCCUGUAUAUAUCCGUUACUGGGCAUGAGAAAUAACCCAGACUGGAAAUUCACUGCGACUGAGAUUGAUAGUUUAAACUUCAAAAAUGCUGUUAAUAACAUAGAAAAAAAUUCACUAAAGUCAUCGAUAAAAGUUCUCAAAGUUGACAAAAGUGCUACAACUUCUUUGCUAUUACAUUUAUUCCAAGAUGCAAAUGAUGGAUUUGAUUUAUGUAUGUGCAAUCCACCCUUUUUCAAUGACUCAAGCGAAAUAGAAACUAAAAUCGGUCCCAUUGCAAACUCAUCAUGUCACGCAAAUGAUGUUGAAUCAAUAACAGAUGGUGGUGAUCUUGCUUUUGCUCACAAACUUUUUGAAGAAAGUUUAGAAUUAAGGCAAAAAGUUACUUGGUAUACAAUACUGAUGGGAAAGAAAAGCAGCUUUGUUACAUUCAAGAAGCAAAUUUCUAAAUACAGUGAAAUUCUAGUUACAACAUAUGAAUUUUGUCAAGGAAGAACUAUCAGAUGGGGCAUUGGGUGGAGUUUUUGUUCUGAUAUGAUUACAGAAUCAAAAUUGCCACGUUCUUCUCUACAAAAUGCGACUAAAAACCCGGAAGUUGUUGAGCCAAUUAUGUUUUCUUUACGUAAAACUUUAGAAUUAAAUUAUGUGUAUGACUCACUUAAAAGAGAACUCAGCAUUUUAGGUAUUUCAUUCAUGGAAAUAGAAAAUAACAAAAAUCUUGUUAUUUUAAAAUUGCAAUGUGAAAAAUGUAAUUGGGUUCAUAUCCGCCGACGAUCACGAAAAAGAAAACUUGAUGGCCUUUGUAAUGGAGGUUCUGUCAAAAAUCUAAUCGAGGAGUCACCUUUAACAAAAAAUGAUUCUGAUUGCACAUUACCAAAUGGAGUUGCGUCAACCUUACUUCAAUGUGAAGUUACAAUUCUCAAAGAUUCUUUCGAUCAUAUCAAACUUCAAUUUAAGACUGAAAUUCGAAUCCAAAAAGAAGUUAUGAAUACACUUGUAGUCUAUCUAAAACGUAUUUUACUCUCUGACAUUACAUAA
Molecule: messenger RNA, 1374 nt
Organism: Styela clava
Lineage: Eukaryota; Metazoa; Chordata; Ascidiacea; Stolidobranchia; Styelidae
Source: RefSeq, a predicted model, not a curated record